CGUACGCAUGUUCAUUUGGUGUUGAAGCCUCGUGCACAACCUUUACACAUGUUCCGGACGAAAGCAGAGUUACUGGGGGCUAUUCGGGAUAUCAUCAAAAUUCAAAAGAUAGCAGUAGAAGAGAAGGGCAUUCUUCAUCGCAAUUGUAGUCUAAAUAACUCAAUGAUUGAGGAUGACGGUGAAGGACCGCACGGAACUUUAAUUGAUUGGGAGUUCGCCGUGUAUAUUGACCAAGGUCAAAAAUAUGCUAGAGGCGGGACGCAUGCCUCAAAUUCGCAUGCAAUUCCAGCUUGUCUCAUCAUACACCGCUAUGAAGAUGAUCUUGAAUCAGUCUUCUAUGUCUUCAUAUGGAUCUGUAUUGGAUACAGGGGUCCC
This is a messenger RNA of Suillus discolor, 375 nucleotides long. RefSeq lists its product as uncharacterized. The annotation marks the transcript as partial. NCBI's taxonomy places the organism in Eukaryota, Fungi, Basidiomycota, Agaricomycetes, Boletales, Suillaceae. The record is from RefSeq and is a predicted model, not a curated record. The transcript is spliced from 3 exons.